AUGGCAGCAAAAAUUAAUUAUGACAUUUUUACCAGUCUCCCGGCCGAGUUGACUACCGAGAUACUCUCUUGUCUAUCCCCUGGAGAACUCUCAUCGGCCGUCAACGCCUCUCCACGUCUAGCAAAAGACUUUCUAGCGAUCCGCGAUCGGAUUCUGCUUCCCCAUGUAGAAAACUUCUAUCUGCGCUUUGGGCAGAUAGACGCCGUCCCUCUGAUUGAGUUUCUUUCAGAGCUUCGCUCGAUUCGGGAACAGUACACGACAAUAGCCGAUAUCGAGAAGCACGCUGAGCCCGUCCUUGACGCCAUGAUAGCACGCAAAGUAUUCGAGAAGCCAAAGAGAUGGAUACUGAGUCUAUCGACACUCGCCAAAGCGGAAGUAUUGAUAACCGAAAUGCGGGAGAUGUUUAUUUAUCACCGUUGGAGGGUGUGGUCACAAACAAAGUUGGAAUCGAAAAACGAGUGGCUGGCCUUUGAUCAGAUACCUUCAUGUUUAGUUUGGUCGUUUGCAAAACGCUACAUGGUAUUUGAAUUUUACUGCAGCAUGUUCUACCAUCCAGACAGCAUGAUAAUGAAAUCAAGAAGGGUAGGCAAAGACGUCUUUUUCUUGGCUGACAAACUCCGGUAUGGAGAUCCAAGACUCGAUGAGAGUGUCUUUGAAGGAUUCCGUCCAUGGGACUGCCUUUGGUACAAACACCGUGAUCUCAACAGCGAGGCAAACCAGCGUUUGAGGAAUGACCAGGAUCCUUUAAUGGAUCACGAAAUUUUCAAAUUUGACAGUCCUGACCGAUGGGAAGACAUUCUUACUGGCCAAGGAUAUUAUUACUAUCUUUAUCUCGAGGGCCUUGUUAGGAAUGACGGAGACUUGGAGAGAUAUGUAUUAAACAUGGCCAGAGUACGUCGGUUGGUCACCUCCCGAAAGCUUUCUAGAAAACGAAGGGUAUUAAAGCUGGACGAAAUGGCAAAGAUCCAACAAUGA
Messenger RNA from Fusarium poae, 975 nucleotides. RefSeq lists its product as uncharacterized. The coding region runs from base 1 to 975 and encodes 324 amino acids. NCBI's taxonomy places the organism in Eukaryota, Fungi, Ascomycota, Sordariomycetes, Hypocreales, Nectriaceae. The record is from RefSeq and is a predicted model, not a curated record. The transcript has a single exon.